Molecule: messenger RNA, 1824 nt
Organism: Aspergillus sclerotioniger CBS 115572
Lineage: Eukaryota; Fungi; Ascomycota; Eurotiomycetes; Eurotiales; Aspergillaceae
Product: RING-H2 finger protein
Exons: 4
Coding region: 424-1713 (429 amino acids)
Source: RefSeq, a predicted model, not a curated record
UUAGCCCUUCAAUAGAACCGCAGAUGGAUUCCUCCCGCAAACGUCAGUGACUGCAAACGGCAUCAAAUACCAGGGUGGUCUGAACAAGCAAAUUGAACCUCGAAGAAGCAGCGACCAGGGCAACACCACAUCAAACCUGCAUGGUCUCUCAGCAUAGGCUUGGCCUUCUUACAGGUGGCCGCAGCGACUAUCCGCGACGGGCAGUCGAAUCGACCUGACCUGUCAGCAUUCUUCCAUAGACGAGAUAAUAUAUUGCCUCUGCCCUCGCAUUCUUCCCUUUGCAGUAGUUGUCGUGCGUCUGACGUCGACCCUCGCCCAACUCGGAGCAGGAUACGGACGAUGAUGCUCCCUGGACUUCGAAUUUAAGCUGCUGGAUUCCUCCUGGGUGACGGACUCGUGCUGGUCGCACGAUCGUGUUUCACAAUGACUGCGAAAUCACUCACCACAGUUGCGACGCUCUUCGCAGACCCGAGCAAUACCACGGCUCCUCUGAAUGAGAGCUCAGUUUUUUCUCUCAAACUUGAGAGCACCAUUCAGACGCUGUCCGAGCAAAAUGCCCCGGACAAGGGCCCGAUCCAGGGAUUACUCUUCGUCCCCCGUCUCGAUGAGCAGAACCGGUGCAACAAUGCCACCGCUCCGUUCAUACCGGCCAAUGUCACCCGCCUUCAGGGCGUCACUCAGUUCGGAAGCCGUAUGAUCGGGCUAGCGCCUUGGGUGAACGACGAAUGUACUCAGGCGUUUCUAAAUGCCUCGCAGGAUCCCACGCCGGACGCGCUGGUCUUCUUCCUGCCGUCCAACGAUGACACCAAACCGCCGUCGGCAAAUGACCCAGUGUGGCUGCUGGGGGGCAGUGCUGCGUGGCAAUCGCGGAGCGAGUUUCCGGUGUACGCAAUUCCCGGCGCGGCGGGUGUGACCCUGAUGGACCAGCUGUCACGAGAUGGGACGACGAACCAGACUGCAUUAGCGCAGAUGCAGUCAGGGGUUUCCCAACUGAUGGCGGUCAUUGAUAUAGACAGCGGCGGCAGUAAGAUGCCCAGUAUCUGGGGGUUCAUCCUCGCCAUUCUCGGGACGAUCCUUGUCCUCACCAUCAUCCUCCUCCUGUUCUACCAGCUUGUGCACAAGCGACACCAACGGGAGCUCCAGCGCCGCCUCGAGGCCGGGGAAGCGGAUCUGGAACAGCUGGCACAGCAUCAUGUCAAGGUUCCGCCGGAGUUCUUGGAGACCAUGCCAAUCUAUCUCUUUUCGGGCCCAAAUGCUAGCGACAGUGGCUCUCAGAAUGAAAUCGCACCAUUCAGGGAGCCGUUGGCGGACAUUAUUGAAGAGGGCGAGGUAGAGGACGCAGCGAGUCAGCCGCCCGCGUUUGCAAACCAGGUGGCAGACGAUGAGCCAGAAAAAGCAACGGAUGACGAGUCCGCCAGACGACCAUCACAAUCCGACCCGGAAGCCGCCUAUGCGCGGCACCAGAACCGACUCAGUCGGCUACAGACCACGUGCGCGAUCUGCCUCGAUGACUUUGUGCCGAUGUCGUCGAGGGUGCGCGAGCUCCCGUGCGGGCACAUCUUCCACCCGCCGUGCAUCGACACGUCGCUGAUGCAGAGCAGCAGUCUCUGCCCACUGUGCAAGAAGAGCGUGCUGCCAGGGGGUUGGCUGGCGUAUUCGGGAAUCGACACCACGAUGCACAACGACCCCUACUUACAAACCGCCCACGCCUGAUGAUGACCGAUGACCCUGUGACAAGACGAUAGACUGUAGAGUGAUACCCGACAGACAUAGAUACGAAUACAUAAUGAGAGUGUAUACAGCCAUUCCGACAUGAUAUGAAUA